Peromyscus eremicus (cactus mouse) is the source of this 6209-nucleotide messenger RNA. It is a transcript of the gene Arid4a, whose product is annotated as AT-rich interaction domain 4A. NCBI's taxonomy places the organism in Eukaryota, Metazoa, Chordata, Mammalia, Rodentia, Cricetidae. Gene Ontology annotation, cellular component: nucleus. Gene Ontology annotation, biological process: regulation of transcription by RNA polymerase II. The coding region runs from base 825 to 4598 and encodes 1257 amino acids. Gene Ontology annotation, molecular function: transcription cis-regulatory region binding. The transcript has 24 exons. The record is from RefSeq and is a predicted model, not a curated record.
CACCGGACACCGGCAGCCUCCCGCGGACCUCUCGGACGACUUCGCGGCUCCGCCACCCUUCGCCAGGCGUGGUCUGGGAGCGGAUGGUAAGCCGGCGCCGCACAGAAGCACACCUACCGGAGAGAGUCCGCGUCCUCGCCCCCCAGACGCAGAAAAUGGGAUAGCGCCGUGGCCGCUGCUGCCGGGACAAAAUGGCGCCGGGAAACCGGUUAGGCGCAGGCGCCCGGGGAAGACCCGGCUCCGCCCCCGUGCAAAACCCUGGCUGCAGUUCUGGAUUCCGUUUCCAUGGGACACGCCGCCGCCCAAUCCUCGUGCGGAACUGCUCUUCCUGACCCCUCCGUUCUCCAAUCAGUGCUCAGUCAAGCACAUCCGGAGUCUCCUCUUCCAAUCACAUUUCUGGGCUCUCUUACUCAAGCCCCUGUCCUCCAAUAACGUGAGUUUCCGGACCCAGCCAAUCAGAAGUGGGCGAUGUCCUACCUGCUGUUUUCCGCACCAAUCAUGGAAGUUUCACGGCUACAUCCAAUGAGAAAGGCAGACAGCGAGCUCCAAUCCGAAGCUGUUCGGCGUCAUGAGCAGCCAAUAGGAGUUCGUGUAGAAGCGAGUCUGCUCAACAGCUUGUUAUUUGGUGGAUUGUGGCAGUAAAUCGGGGCGAGUGGGGAACCCGGCGCAGGAACUGCCGCUGCGGCCGGGAGCGGUGCUUCCCGGACGGGGGCCCACGGCGGUCAGUAAGGCGGCAGACUGGAGAGCUGACAGCGCGCUGCACCCGCAGUAGCGCCCGGGGAGAGAACUCGUGGAAGCUGGAACCCCACAGGUCACCAGUCAAGAUGAAGGCGGCGGACGAGCCUGCCUACCUGACAGUGGGAACUGACGUCAGUGCCAAGUACCGAGGGGCCUUCUGUGAGGCGAAGAUCAAGACUGUGAAGAGGCUGGUGAAAGUCAAGGUAUUGCUGAAACAGGAUAACACAACACAGUUGGUGCAAGAUGACCAAGUAAAAGGGCCUUUACGAGUCGGAGCUAUUGUUGAAACAAGGACAUCUGAUGGAUCCUUCCAGGAAGCUAUUAUCAGCAAGUUGACAGAUGCUAGUUGGUAUACCGUGGUAUUUGAUGAUGGUGACGAGAGAACUCUGAGGCGCACCUCUCUUUGCCUGAAAGGGGAGAGACAUUUUGCCGAGAGUGAGACGCUUGACCAGCUGCCUUUAACAAACCCAGAGCAUUUUGGAACACCAGUCAUUGCCAAGAAGACGAACAGAGGGAGGAGGUCCUCACUUCCUAUCACUGAAGACGAAAAGGAGGAGGAGAGCAGUGAGGAGGAAGAGGAAGACAAGCGGCGUCUCAGCGAUGAGUUACUAGGAAAGGUUGUCCGGGUGGCGCCCACGGCCGAGAGGACUGAGUGGUACCCUGCUUUGGUCAUCUCUCCCAGCUGCAAUGAUGAUGUCACAGUGAAAAAGGAUCAGUGUUUAGUUCGAUCAUUUAUUGAUUCUAAAUUUUACUCUAUAGCAAGAAAGGACAUUAAGGAACUAGACAUUCUCAGUCUACCAGAAUCUGAGCUCUGUGCUAAGCCAGGGCUCCGGAGAGCAAGUGUCUUCUUAAAAGCUAGAAUCGUUCCUGAUAAUUGGAAAAUGGAUAUAAGUGAAAUCCUCGAGUCAUCCAGCAGUGAUGAUGAAGACUGCCCAGCUGAGGAGAAUGAAGAGGAGAAGAAGGAAGAGCCCAAAAAGGAGGAAGAAGAACCGCCUGAGGAAGAACUUGACCCUGAAGAGAGGGACAACUUCCUCCAACAGCUUUAUAAGUUUAUGGAAGACAGAGGUACUCCAAUCAACAAACCACCUGUUUUGGGCUAUAAAGAUCUCAAUCUCUUCAAGCUCUUUAGACUGGUCUAUCAUCAGGGGGGAUGUGACAAUAUUGAUAGUGGUGCUGUGUGGAAGCAGAUUUAUAUGGACCUUGGCAUUCCAAUUUUGAACUCAGCUGCGUCCUACAAUGUAAAAACUGCUUAUAGAAAAUAUCUCUACGGUUUUGAGGAGUACUGCCGUUCUGCAAAUAUUCAGUUCCGAACUAUUCACCACCAUGAACCAAAAGUAAAAGUGGAAACAAAAGACUUGGAAGACUCAAUGGAAGAGGCUCUAAAAGUGGACCAGGAAAUGCCUUUAAUGGACGUGAAGAGUGAGCCCGAGGAGAAUACCGAUUCCAACAGCGACAGCGACAGAGAAGACACAGACCCGAAGUCUCCAAGAGGGCGGAGGAAAAUUGUUCGAGAUGCAAAUUCUAUUAAAAAAGAAAUAGAAGAAGAGAAAAUCGAAGAAAAAUUCAUCAAAAACGAUACAGAAAAUAAGGAUGUCGAUGAGGACUAUGAAACAGCCGAGAAAAAGGACAAUGAGCUGCUGCUGGGGAGAAAAACCACACCAAAGCCCAAAGAGAGGAAACUUAAAAAGCAAGAGGAUUCUGAGAAAGACUCAGAGGAAGAGGAAGAGAAAAGCCAAGAGAGGGAAGAAACCGAAAGCAAAUGUGACUCGGAAGAGGAUGAAGAGGGAGACGACACAGAACCCUGCCUGACCGGAACCAAAGUCAAAGUGAAGUAUGGCCGAGGAAAGACUCAGAAAAUUUAUGAAGCCAGCAUCAAAGGCACCGAGAUCGAUGACGGGGAGGUUUUAUACUUGGUGCAUUAUUAUGGAUGGAAUGUCAGAUAUGAUGAAUGGGUAAAGGCUGACAGGAUAAUCUGGCCCUUGGACAAAGGUGGACCAAAGAAAAAACAGAAGAAGAAAGUUAAGAAUAAAGAAGACAGUGAAAAGGACGAAAAGAGGGAUGAAGAGAGACAGAAGUCAAAACGGGGAAGACCUCCUUUAAAAUCUACCUUUUCGCCAAACAUGCCGUACAGUUUAUCUAAGACGUCCAACAGUGAAGGAAAAUCAGACUCCUGUUCAUCUGAUAGUGAAGCAGAAGACCCUUUGGAGAAGAGCUUGGUAAAUGAAGAGCUUUCUCCUGAUAUCAAAGAAGAAUUAGAAAAAAGUGAAAAUGUAAACGAUGAUAAACUAGAUGAGGAAAACCCAAAGAUUGUACAUCUAUUAAAAGAAAAUGACAGGACUCAGAUGCAGCCCUUGGAACCCCUGAAGGUAGAGGUCACGGACAGCGAUCACAUAGUACAUGUUUUUGGAAACAAAGCGGAACAAGCGGAAGAAGUUAAGAAACAGGUGGAAAAGUCCCCUAAAGGGAAGGGAAGGCGAAGUAAGACGAAAGACCUUUCUUUAGAAAUGAUAAAGAUGUCAUCCUUCAGCCAGGAAGAAGCAGGCGGAGAAGCUCAUGCGGACACUCACAGCCUGGAGUUUUCUUCACUAGAAUGUAAAAACUUUUCUUCUACUGAAGAUGAGGUGGACCAAUAUGAGAAAGAGAAAAAGUUGAAACGGAAAAUACUGGGACACUCAUCACCAGAGAAAAAACUAAGGCUUGAGAAUGGGACCGAAGCGACAGCUGGCGGCUCCCAAGAGAGGACCAGCGAUGGCGUGGGAGCGGAGGGCAGGAAGGGCUCACGUUUGGAGCAGCACUUUGAGACAGAAAAUGAAGGAAUGCCAUCCCUGACAGCGGAGCCGAACCAGGGCAUCCAAGAAGUGACCAGUGAGAAACUGGACAGUCCAGCUGAAGAACCUGUCCCCACGCCACUCAAGGAGGAGGAGGACGGCAUGCCUCUGAUCGGGCCCGAAACCUUGGUUUGCCAUGAGGUAGACUUGGAUGAUUUGGAUGAGAAGGAUAAGCCCAGUAUUGAGGAUGUGCUAGUUGAAAGCUCUGAGUCUAACUGCCUGGUUUCCGUGCCGCCUGCCCCACCUCCUCUAGCACAGCCUAACUUUUCAGUAGCCUCCCCACUUACUCUCAGUCAAGACGAGUCCCGAAGUGUAAAGAGCGAGAGCGAUGUAACAAUUGAAGUUGAUAGUAUUGCCGAAGAGUCGCAAGAAGGCCUCUGUGAGAGGGGACCAGCCAACGGGUGUGAAGCCAGCGCUCCCGCUGGUACCUGUAGUGUAAUUGUACCAGAGAGAGAGAGCAGAGAGAAGGGUCAGAAGAGGCCAAGCGAUGGAAGUAGUGGGUUGAUGGCGAAAAAGCAGAAGCGAACCCCCAAGCGGCCCAGUGCGGCAGCCAAGAGUGAGAAGAACGGAACAGGACAGAGCAGCGACAGUGAGGACCUCCCUGCCAUAGACAGUUCGAGCAAGUGCACGCCAGUCAAGCAUCUCAGCCUGGCGAAGCCGCAGAAGCUAGCUCGCUCCCCUGCAAGGAUCUCACCUCACAUCAAAGACGGAGACAAAGAGAAGCACAGAGAAAAGCAUCCAAAUUCAUCCCCUAGGACGUAUAAGUGGAGCUUCCAACUCAAUGAAUUAGAUAAUAUGAACAGUACAGAGAGAAUCUCUUUUCUCCAAGAAAAACUGCAGGAAAUCAGAAAAUACUACAUGUCUUUGAAAUCUGAGGUUGCAACCAUCGACAGGAAGAGGAAAAGAUUGAAAAAGAAAGACAGAGAAGUGUCUCAUGCAGGAGCUUCUAUGUCAUCGGCUUCAUCCGACACUGGAAUGAGUCCCUCUUCAUCAUCUCCCCCGCAAAACGUCCUUGCUGUAGAGUGCAGGUGAUGAACGUUUUCUCCACCCUCCAGCAGAUUGCUGCCAUGGACAGAAAUUCCAAACCCUGAAAUACAACCACAGAAAGCACUCAGCUGGCUAGGUAGCUCCUGUAUGUUUUUCCAGGAUUGUAGCUCUAUCCUCCUCUGCUUUUUUAUUGUUGCAAAAAAUAAGCUUAUUAAUAAUUGAAGGGUAGGUGACCUGCCAUAUUAGUCAUAAUUUUUCCUCUCUAUUUUUUCCUUUUUUUUUUUUUUGUGAUAGAGAAAAAAGGGCACUUAGCAAAUUUGAAUUUAUAUAAUAAAGCUUUCAGGUGUUCUAGAGUCAUAGACAAGCAAGUGCACAUGAUCAACAUCAGAAUAUUACCUGGCUGAGUAGUGACUGCUGCACUUUCACUGAGCUGUAUUUGAACAUGAACACUUGGUGAGUAGGGGGAUUAUUUUAUGUUUGUUUGUUUGUUUUUUAAUUUCAUUUUUUGUGGAAGCACUUGCUAUGUAGAACUGCCAAAGUAUGUGUUCAGUAGUGUGCCCAGAUUUCAAGUGUAAAUGGGACAAAAUCAGUUGUGAAAGGAAGUGUAGUUGGCUGAAAACUGCAGUUGUAAUAAGUCUUCCACUUUUUAUAGGACUUUGGAGCACACAAUUAUGCAAAUAUUUUAAUGUUUAUUAAUGUUUACAGUGGAAUUGUGAAUAAGUUUUCAGUGGACUAUCUUAUCCCUUGACAAAAAUAUUUUGUCUUUUUUCUAUGUAAUUUCAGAGUUUUUAUUUUGUUACAAAAAUACAAAAAUGAAAUAUAUAACAACAAUGAAGUUAUUUAACAAGAUUUCUAAAGCUGAAAAUUUUUGUGUAAAAUAAGGUAUUAUCUUGCAACUUGUUAAAUAUAUUUAUUCAGACAUUGGAUGGUUGUAUUUUUAUGUAUUUUUUAAAAUAUUAAUAAAAUUGAAAAAAAGAAAAUUCUAGGUUACUUCACUCUUUGGAUGGCAAUGGUUGUCAGCUGCCCUUUGGCAGGGGCUGCUUCCCGCAGCCUCACGUGCUGAAGGCAGUCUGUGUGAGUCCUUCCAACAGAACAGCUCUAAGCGGGCAUCUGGAUCACUCAGAUGUCCUUGUGGAGAGACUUUGGCAGUCCUAGUAUUGACACUGUUUGGAGGAUCAAAUUUUUGGUUGCCCUUAAGAUGCUUUGUCUCACAGUUUUAUGUUUGCUCUACUGCCGAAUAAAUUUAUAUCUCCCAAAGUCGAGAUGCAACAAUUACAUGAAGCCACUAUGUAUGCCUUGCCUGUGAAUUGUUUCACAGGCUGAUACAUUUGUAAAUAAUUCUUCCAAAAUCAUGUAUUUAAAGCAGUUUUGCAUAUACAUUAUGUAAAAAAGGUGAUUUUUUAAAAACAAUUUUUAAAUUCAUGUUUGUACAUUAAAAGGGGUUGUUUCGAAGCCUCCUUUUCUGUGUUUCGUACGCUGUAAGGUGAUAGCCAGCCUGGGCGCCCCACACUGUGACGGCAGACAGGUACAACCCACCCGCGAUGGCAGAGCAUUACCGAAAUCACUGUUCCUCAGCUUCAUUUCUCCACGUUGUGAACUGUUAUUCAGAUUUCUUCCAUUUUCUCAGAGAAUUAAAACAAAAAAGUACUCUUGUAA